This is a messenger RNA of Neopelma chrysocephalum (saffron-crested tyrant-manakin), 3261 nucleotides long. Its product is annotated as maestro heat-like repeat-containing protein family member 6. Gene Ontology annotation, cellular component: cytoplasm. Lineage: Eukaryota; Metazoa; Chordata; Aves; Passeriformes; Pipridae. The record is from RefSeq and is a predicted model, not a curated record.
CCCCGUGUUUGGGAGGGCCACCAGCCGGGACUUCUGCCAAGGAGCCCGUGCCAGCUCCUGUGGAGGCCCCGUGCCCUUCCCGCUGCGCCCGCGUCGGCAGCCGAGGGGGCUCCUUCUGCUGCUGUGGGCAGGCACAGCAGGGGAGGCUUUGCUUAGUUUUUGAGCUGGGCCUAAAGUUCAUGUCCAGCUGUCUUAGAUACUUUGGAGAACGGGCUCCUUCCGACCUGGGGCAGGUUGGCCGGGCGGGGGGAGGCCCCAGGGCACGCAGCAGUGUGUCACAGGGCCCUUUGUGACACGGCGGGCAUCGCCGAUGGCGUGCAACGGGGCAGGGUGUCACAGGGCCCUUUGUGACACGUCAUGACAUAGUACCGGUGGUGACGUGGCCACGCCUCAGUGCUCCUCGGAGCGUGCGACGGGAGAGAUGGGAUAGAGCGGUGCUGUGCGGAGCCCCCGUGCAGCCAACUCCUUCCUUCCUGACCCGGAGCGUUUUGGAGGCUUUUCUGUGGUGCGAGCGUCCUUGAGGCCAGACCGCGGGACUUGGUGACACGGAGCUUUGGCGAGGUGUCUCCAAUCCCUGCGGCCAGUGCCCUUGAGGCCACACCGCAGGACUUGAGAACCCCUACCCUUUCCCAGGCUUUUCUCCCUUUCAGUUGCCCUUGAGGCCAGACCGCAGGACUGGUGACCCGGAAAUUUUCCGAGGAGUCUCCAAUCCCUGUGGCAGGUGGCCUCCAGGGCAGCCUGCAGGACUUGGGGACGCAGAGAUCUUCCAAGGUGUCUCCCUCUUGCAGGUGCCCUCAAGGCCAGACUGUGGGAUGGCGGGAAGACGCCUGAGCCUGCACAGGCUCUUCCGCGAGAAGAGGGUUAGCCCUGCGACCGACCCAACACAGCAGCCUGAAGAGGCGGAGCAGUUCCAGCCCCUGCAGGAGGAUCCAGGCCGGCAGCAGACACAAGAGCAGGACCGUGCCCGGGGCCGCUUCCGCAGGGCAGCACAGGCCUUUCUGAAAUUCGUUCCCGUUCGGCGAAGAAAGUACAGGGUCACACCAAUUGAGGACAUGGCGCAGCCUGACCCCACGCCGAGCGAGCUCCAGGUUGACCCCGAUGUCGGCACCGCGUCGACCGAUGGCCCAGCAAACCGUGACACCGCGGUGACCGACGACACGGCAACCUCCAACGCCGCGCCGCCUGAGCUCACCCCGCAGGCUGACGGUGCAAUGACUGAGGGCAUCGCAGACGCUGACAGAACACCCGUUCAGCACCUGCCCGAUGAUCCCAGUCUGGAGGUUCUUGAAGAGGAAGUGAUCUCUCUGGAAGUAGCCAUGGAGCCAGGCAGAGGCAUGGAGCAGAGACCCCCCUGGGUUUGCAAGCUGGCCUGGGUGAAGAAGGAGGAGAAGGAGAAAAGCCCUAGGCCUGCCCCAGCACAACACCCUGAGGAGGCGGAGCAGUUCCAGCCCUUGCAGGAGGGCCGGCACCGGACACAAGAGCAGGGCCGCGCCCGGGGCCGCUUCCGCAGAGCUCAUCAGAGGGUGCGGAAAUCUGCUCCCGUUCGGCGUAGAAAGGCCGGGACCUCAACAACCAAUGUCGUGGCACAGCCUGAGCCCAACCCCACCGAGCUCAAGGCCAAGGCUGACGCCCCAGGGACUGAGGGCAUCGCAGACGCGGACAGCACACCCGUUCAGCGCCUGCCCGAUGCUCCCAGUCUGCAUGUUCCUCAGGAGAGAGUUGUCUCUGCUCAAGUGCCACCUCUGGUGAGGUCCAUCCACUCGUGGCUGACCUCCAAUGUGUCUGCUGGGCACGUGCUGGAUAAGACCCUUCUGGCACUGACCGAGGCACACCCCGUGGAUGUCACCAUCACCCUCCUGCACUGUGCUCCCUCAUGUGACAGAGCUGCUGCAACCAUGUGGAGGACCAUAGCCUCAUCGGGAACCACUCUGCGGAAGGUGCUGCCAACACUGCUCUGCGUGAUGGAGGACUGGCCGUGGUACUACACACGCACCUCCGAUGGGGACAACACAGACGUCUUUGCCCUGGCUGCAACUCUGGCCCUGUGGAUGAUUGUCCAGGAGCCCCAGUGCCCAGGGCCUUUGAUGGACUAUUCCCCUCAUCUCCUCGUCGAUCUGCUCUUCCAAGUCUUCGACAGCACAGAGCAGACGUCAGAGGAGGUCAACACGUUCUGGAGGGGAUGCCAGGAGCAGCACGACCUUCCCACUGACCCCAACAGGUGCUCCUGCUCUGCACACAGGUUUGCAGUGCUGACCAUGAAGGCCCUGCUCUGCUGUCUCCACUGGGAGGAUGGGGUGAAUUCAGUGGAAGACAAUGGUGGCUGGGCCAGGCUCCUCAACGCUCACAGCCGCCGCUACGCAGUGGCCCUGCUGGCCAGGGAGAAGCGCCAUGUCUCCAGGCCCUUGUGUUCCCGCAUCACACUCCACCUGCUGGAGCUGCUGAGCAGGGAGGAGCUGUGCUGGGACCUGCCUGCCAUGGCAUUCCUUGUGGAGGUCCUGGACUGCCUGGACACCAAAGAAUGCGGUGACAGGGUCCUGGAGACGCUCUCAAGGAACUUGGGGAGCACCAACAAAAAGCGGCGUCAACUGGCGCUCAGAGUCGUCGUGGCUCUCAGCCAGGAUCCCGUGAUGGCCGAGAGCAUCUGGAGCCUGAGUGAAAGGCUCGUGCAGCUCCUGGGGGAUGCAGACAGAGAUGUGGUUUGGAUGACCCUCUCUGUGCUCGACCAUGUGCUCUGGACCAGUCUCUGGACACGGCGCCACGAGAGAGUCCGCAGCAAAGACCCCCUAAUAUCCACCCCCACCGGCCUGCAGUUGGCUGAGGCGCUCCGGCCACUCUUUGACCACGACGACAGCAGUGUGCGGCAGGGCUCCAUGGUCCUCUUCUCUCGUGUGAUCAAAGUGAUCGAGAGAGAGGGAAAGAGGCCCCUGAAGCCACUCGUGUGCCUGAGCCUGCUCCCGCUCUACUUCCACCGGCACGACGAGAAGGUGCUCGUGAAAAGGGCCUCUCAGGGAGCACUGCUGGCUGUGACCAGGUUCCUGAAGAGGAGGGAUCUUGGGCACCUGGUGAACACAGAGGAGCCAUGGAGCUUUGGCGAGUGCCUGCUGAAAAAGGACCAGAGACGAGUGGCCAAGUACAUGCACCAGGCCCUGCCGUACCUGCGGAGCCCACAGCAGCCCCUGCGAGAGGCAGCCGUCAAGUUCAUGGGGAUCGCCGGGGGGGUACUGAGGGGACAGCCCAAUGAGCUGCAGCUCAUCAUCGAUG